AUGGAUCAUGGUGCCAGCCACGCCAGACUACACGGUCCUUCAGCUUGGGUUCCUAAUACUAACGAUCCCCAACCAGCAAUAACGGUUUUACCAGGGAUCUUUUACAGUGAGUGCCCUCAACCCGUUUUCCUUGAUCCACCUGUUUGGACGUUUGGCCUUCGAAUCAAACCUGUUUCGGAUUCAAACGACCCAUUUAGUCUCAGGCUCGAAAUCCUAGGAUGUCAAGAUAAUGAUUGUGAUAGCGAAUUUGGAACCAUGCGAGGGAGGGUGGAAGGUGUAUCGGUCAAGGAAUCAGAUGAUGGGGGAACAUCUGGGUCAGUAUUAGCUGCCCUAAGAGCAUUUGAUUAUUACACCACCGGUUGGAUUCCAAAGACACCGAAUGGCUGGGUUCAGAUAUCAGUCAGUGAGCCUUUUCGAAUGUCAGCCCUUAUUCUUCGAAAGUGCAUUGACCCCGGUACCCGGAUAGACUCAUUCCGACUCUGGUUUGGAUCAAAUAAGAUGAUAGAGGCUGGCGAACUUAACUUAACCCAGAUUUUUUACGCCGAAUACCACAACACAAGCAUCUCACGGGUUAAUUUUACAGUACCCUUUGAGCUGGUAGAUUUAGCCCGCUUCUACCCCAUGAGUACAUCUACACACAUCUGCCUCAGAAUGGAGCUUAUUGGAUGUAACUUUUCAAGAUGCAGCGAACGACUGGGUAUGGAAUCUAGGACUAUAGACAGAAAACAACUAACGUGCAAAGGGUGCAAUGAAACAACCAUCGAUCAAGCUCGGCUUCAUCACUUCGACUCUACAGGUUUCACUGGAUGUGUACUCCCGACGACUAAGGACCAUGAUAUCUGGUUCCAGUUUGCUUUUAAAGACGUCCAAGUUUUCCAUGCUAUCAUGAGUCAAGGAGGUUUUGUUAACGGCGGGCCGACUUUCAUUACCAGGUUCAAAGUGAAGUAUAAACUGCUACACUCAGGGAAGUCACUGUGGAGAGAGUACAAAAAUGGCAUUGGAGAAACAAUGUACUUCGAGAAUGUGCCUGACCCCUACACUGUAUCGACACAUCGUUUCGAGAGGGCGUUCUUCAGUCGGACUGUGCGAGUCUGUCCUGAUUCCGAUAUGACAAAGCCGAGAGUUAUACGACUUGAACUUGUGGGCUGCCGAUUGGAUGACGCCGAUAAAGUAUGUGGCGACAGAGAGUUUCUACACCAAGGUUUCUGUUAUGGUGUAGUGGACGAAGAAAGCCCUUCAGCAUGCGACCAGAUCUUUAUUCCUGGCAGUCACCCUGCCGACAUCAAAACCUCAUCAAUUCAGGGUUUCAUAACAAGUAAGAGUGAAACACUGCUUCAUGACAAAGAUGACCGUUUUGUGAUUGGACUUGAUAGGGAAAUAGGAGGAGAGUUCAAAUGGACCGACGGAACACCUUUAGACUAUUCACAAUUGGCUCUAAAUGGUUCCGUUGAUGAACUACCAAAUGGCCGAGUAUGUGUGUACAUGGAUGCCUAUGCCUGCUUCGAUUGGAAGACAUAUGACUGCAUGCCACAAAAGAGAGCCAUCAUUUGUCAAUACGACAUAAAUGAAUGCCUAGGUACUCAUCAUGGAUGUACCUACGAGUGUAGCAACACACCAGGAAGCUACUAUUGUGUUUGUCAGUCUAGAUUUAGGAGAGACACUGGAAAUAACUGCAUAGGUAAUUGUCAUAUAAAUCUUUAA
Messenger RNA from Strongylocentrotus purpuratus (purple sea urchin), 1701 nucleotides. Its product is annotated as coagulation factor VIII-like. Lineage: Eukaryota; Metazoa; Echinodermata; Echinoidea; Camarodonta; Strongylocentrotidae. Gene Ontology annotation, molecular function: calcium ion binding. The transcript has 12 exons. The record is from RefSeq and is a predicted model, not a curated record. Bases 1 to 1701 code for a protein of 566 amino acids.